Messenger RNA from Oncorhynchus tshawytscha (Chinook salmon), 1082 nucleotides. RefSeq lists its product as uncharacterized. The transcript has a single exon. Gene Ontology annotation, biological process: regulation of toll-like receptor signaling pathway. NCBI's taxonomy places the organism in Eukaryota, Metazoa, Chordata, Actinopteri, Salmoniformes, Salmonidae. The record is from RefSeq and is a predicted model, not a curated record.
UUCCAGCCAUGCUGUGUGAGAGCAGACUAUGGAGCAUGACCUACUGUAGUGACCAGGAUAGACUGGACCCUCUCCCCCCUAUAAUAGAGCCCCCCAGGAUGAGCGUGAAGGCUGGGUCAGAGCCGGCUGCAGCCACCCUGCUUCAGGCCUCUCCAGGCCAGCCAAGCAGAAAUGGCCACUCCAUCCUCAGUAGAGUGCUCCAAAGCCAGAGGCCCUCCCAGGCGAGUGCCCAAAUCCAGCCACAGGCUUUAUCUCCACCGCAGGACCUGCAUUCCCAGAAGCCCCAUCCUGACAGACACAUCUCCCCAGAGAUGGAGAUCCCUGGGCAGGCUUGUUCCGGUGGUGAGGUCCCCUUCCUGGUGCCCUCCUUCUGCCAGAGCAUCUGUCAGAACUACAGCGACCUCCACAUGGGGGUGACCAGGUGCUGCCUCUCGGCCCACAAUAACUCGCAGCUCAACCGCUACCUGGAGAACAAGAUACUGGACCUGUAACAAUAGUACAUGCUGGAGAACAUGGCCCGUGAUGGGGGCUGUGGUGAGGGCUUGCCCUGCCCUCUGCUGGCCUCAGAGUUGAUUCUUACCAGCCUGGAUCAGAUCACCCUGCAGCUGAGCCGUGAGGGCCAUCUGGAAGCGGGCCGGGCCAAAGACAUGGUGCUCAGCUGCCUACUGAGGGUGGCCAGCGGCCUGCAGUCCAGUGAGAUCAAUACUCCCCUGCUCCAGAUCUCCAUGGAUCUGCAGCUCCCCACUGAUACUGCUACUGGUGCUGCUGCUAGUGGUGCAACUGCUACAUCUACUGCUACUGGUGCUGCUGCUAGUAGUGCUACUGCUACAUCUACUACUACUGGUGCUGCUGCUAGUGGUGCUACUGCUACAUCUACUACUACUGGUGCUACUGCUACAUCUACUACUACUGGUGCUGCUGCUAGUGGUGCUAGUGCUACAUCUACUACUACUGGUGCUGCUGCUAGUGGUGCUAGUGCUACCUCUACUUCUACUGUUGCUAUUAUUGCAGGGGGCCCAGCAGCAACACCUCGGGGGCCUCUCAGCUCUACAAUUGACCCCCAAGUUAAAAACAUCCUUUAA